GGGCAUGCUCAGGACCCGCGGCCCAGAGAAGGGAUCCCUUUUAUCCAGAAGUAGCCUCUGCUCUUCUUUGCACACUCAGCCUUUUCUGGCUUGCCUAUAUAAAGCCAGCGAGAUCACGGGGGCUCCCUUUCCCGCCCCUCCCCAGCCUGCUGGACUUUCCUCCCCCGGGUGGGAGAAGUAGUAAUACCAUGAACUCCUCCGCAGCUGCCGCUCCCAUCUUCCUCCAGGGAGAGAACUGCACGCCGUCAUGGAAGGGGGCAGACGCUGGCUUCGAUCAGACGGACACCCACUUGGAGAUCUUGGGCAAACCGGUGAUGGAGAGGUGGGAGACCCCUUACAUGCAUUCUCUGGCGACGGUAGCAGCGUCCAAAGGCGGCCGUGUGCUGGAAGUGGGGUUUGGCAUGGCCAUCGCGGCCACGAAACUGGAAGAGUUCGACAUUGAGGAGCACUGGAUCAUAGAAUGCAAUGAGGGCGUCUUCCAGAGGCUGCAGGAGUGGGCCAAGAAACAGCCACACAAGGUCGUCCCCUUGAAGGGGCUGUGGGAAGACGUGGUGCCGACGCUGCCAGAUGGACACUUUGACGGCAUCCUCUAUGAUACCUAUCCCCUGUCAGCAGAAACCUGGCACACUCACCAGUUCAACUUUAUCAAGGGUCACGCUUUCCGCUUGCUGAAAGCCGGUGGCGUGCUCACCUACUGCAACCUGACAUCCUGGGGGGAGCUGCUCAAGACGGAGUACACGGAUAUUGAGAAGAUGUUUGAGGAGACUCAAGUUGCACACCUGAUGGAGGCAGGGUUCAAGAAGGAGAACGUAAGCACCAGCGUGAUGGACUUGAUCCCGCCUGAGGACUGCCGGUACUACUCCUUCCACAAAAUGAUCACGCCCACCAUCAUCAAAGAGUGAGCAGCCACCCAGCACCCUCUCCUGUCUCACUCACUCAGCUGCUACAACAAAGAGAGAGGGAAGAAAUCCUGCCAGCAGGAGUGAAAACUAAAUCAUCAAGGACUGGCUAUUUACAAUCCAGGGAGGGGAGGGAAUAUUCAUCGCUCUACAGUACUAAUGAGGGAAGAUUAACAUAUCGAUUGGACUUUCCAGUAAGAUUGAGAGGAGGGGAGGAUUUGGGAAAGUACAGUUGGAAGUUUAUGACAGUUUAGAACUAGCACGUCUGUAGUGGACCCUGCACCACAAAGGGUCCAAGUGACUAGGACUGGGAUUCAGGACUCCUGCCUUCUAGUCCCAGCUCUGCCAGUGAGCUGCUGGUGUUUAUGAGCAAGUCACUGCCCCGUCUGUGCCUCAGUUUCCCCAUCCACAAUACAUUAUCCCCUUUCUCCCCCCCACCCAAUGCUUUGAGAUCUAUGGCUCUAAGACCCUAGGUCAGAGCUAGGUGUUAUUUGGUCAACGAAACCUGCCCCAAGGCCUGGCUGUGGAUCUGGGGCAUUUCUCCUACGUUUUUAAAGAAUGUUUUUAUUGUGGGGGUUGACCUGCACUCAGAGCCCUCGCUGUAGGCUCCACAGCUGUUGAUUAAAGUGAAAAUCAGUAGGGGACUGUAGGUAGCUUGAAUGGGGGAUUUCCUAAUCUGAGUUUCCAGUGGAACGCUGUCUUUUUUUAAAGAUCAAGACUUGACUCUCCCCGACCGGCCGAGUAAAGUACCCUCUACCCCACAGAGUUUAAUUCUGAAAGCCUGGCAUUUGCAUUUGUGUAAUUAAAUGAGAUUCAGACAACUCCCAGAGCAAAUCCCGUGGGAAUCUCCACUUAUAUUUUUGGCCAAUGGCCUGUUUUUAAUUAAGAUUUUGGUAAUGAAUUCUUAUGACCUUCCUGGAAGUUUACCACUACAUGACUAAUUACCCACCUCUGUACAUAGAUGUGGUGGACAUGCUAUUAAUACGAACACUAAAGACAGUAAAUUGACUUAAAAACUACA
This is a messenger RNA of Chelonia mydas (Green sea turtle), 1920 nucleotides long. It is a transcript of the gene GAMT, whose product is annotated as guanidinoacetate N-methyltransferase. The transcript is spliced from 6 exons. NCBI's taxonomy places the organism in Eukaryota, Metazoa, Chordata, Testudines, Cheloniidae. Bases 189 to 902 code for a protein of 237 amino acids. The record is from RefSeq and is a predicted model, not a curated record. Gene Ontology annotation, molecular function: guanidinoacetate N-methyltransferase activity. Gene Ontology annotation, cellular component: nucleus; cytoplasm. Gene Ontology annotation, biological process: creatine biosynthetic process.